CUGGCCGGGGAGGUUGAGUCGCUGUCCCUCUGCCGCUGCUCGCACGUCCCGUCGGAUCCCCGCCGGCGCCAUGGCCGAGCUGUGCCCGCUAGCCGAGGAGCUGUCGUGCUGCAUCUGCCUGGAGCUCUUCAAGGAGCCGGUCACCACCCCGUGCGGCCACAACUUCUGCAUGUCGUGCCUGGACGAGACCUGGGCCGUCCAGGGCGCGCCGUACCAGUGUCCCCAGUGUCGCACCGUCUACACCACGCGCCCGCUGCUGCACAAGAACACGGUGCUGUGCGCGGUGGUGGGGCAGUUCCAGCAGGCCGAGCAGGCACAGGCGUCCACCGACGACUGGACGCCGCCUGCCGGCUCCCCGGCCCCGAGCCCGGCCGCACAGGUGUCCUGCGACCACUGCCUGAAGGAGGCCGCGGUGAAGACCUGCCUGGUGUGCAUGGCCUCCUUCUGCCAGGAGCACGUGAAGCCGCACCUGGAGAGCCCGGCCUUCCUGGACCACCGGCUGCAGGCCCCGGUCCGUGACCUGCAGCGCCGCAAAUGCUCGCAGCACAACCGCCUGCGGGAGUUCUUCUGCCCCGAGCACAGCGAGUGCAUCUGCCACAUCUGCCUGGUGGAGCACAAGGCCUGCUCCCCCAAGUCGCUGAGCCAGGCCAGUGCCGACCUCGAGGGCAAGCUGAGACAGAAGGUCGGCUUCAUGUACGGGCAACUCAAUGGGGCAACGCAUGCGCUGGAGGAAGUGCGGGCCCGGAAGCAGAACGCACAGGAUGCUGCAGGCCAGAAGAUUGAGCUGCUGAAACAGGAAUACAAGGAAAUGAAGGCGCUCGUUGACUCCUCUGAGGUCAGCGCUACACGCAAGAUAAUGGAGGAAGAAAGGAGGGUCAGCAGCAAGUUCGACAGCAUUUACCAGAUCCUGCUCAAGAAGAGGAAUGAGAUCCAGACCCUGAAGGAUGAGCUCGAGCGCAACCUGGCCAAGGCGGAUGAGUUUGAAUUUCUGGAGAAAGCGUCAAAACUGCAAGGGAUCUGCACAAAGCCCGUGUACAUCCCCAAGGUGGAGCUGGAUUAUGAGCUGAUAAAGGGCGUGUGGCAGGGCACCAUCGACCUCAAGAACGAGCUGCAGCGGGCAGUUCAGAAGCCACAGGACAAGAAGCCCGAGGAGGCCCCCAGCUCAGGUAACUCUGGAGACUACAUUGCAAGCCCGAGCCAGAAAAGCCAACAUCCCGGGAAAAAGCCCCAACAAGACAAGAAACCCAAGAAAACCUCUACUGUCACGACCCCUACGACAUCACCCAAGAUGCCCACCUUCGGAGCCCCAGGACAGACGGCUUUCCCGGAUGCCAAAGCCGAGGAGCCUCAGGCUCUCAAGGCCAAGGUGCUCGAGAAGUUCUUAGCCAAGUCCAGACCUGAGCUCCUAGAGUAUUCCGUGAAAAUCAUCCUGGACUACAACACGGCCCACUACAAGGUGUCUCUGUCCGACAACUACACGUCGGCCUCGGUAGCUGACACGGUGCAGCACUACCGGCCGCACCCGCAUCGCUUCACGUACUGCUCACAGGUGCUGGGCCUGCACUCUUACCGGAAGGGCAUCCACUACUGGGAGGUGGAGCUGCAGAAGGGCACCUUCUGCGGGGUGGGCGUGUGCUACAGCGGCAUGGACCGCCAGGGCCCCGAGAGCCGUCUGGGCCGCAACCCCGCGUCCUGGUGCGUGGAGUGGUUCAACAACAAGAUCUCCGCGUGGCACAACAACGUGGAGAAGACGCUGCCCUCCACCAAGGCCACGCGGGUGGGCGUGCUCCUCAACUGCGACCACGGCUUCCUCAUCUUCUUCGCUGUCUCGGCUGACAAGGUCCACCUGAUGUACAAGUUCAAGGGGAUGGACUUCAGCGACGCCGUGCACCCGGCCUUCUGGAUGUUCUCCGCGGGAGCCAAGCUCUCCAUCUGCUCCCCCAAGUAGCAAGCUAGGGACCCGCGGGUGACCCCUGAGGCAUGUCAGAGACCCGCGAGAAGGGGACAGGUUGGACUCUCCUUGAAGAGCAUCUUGGAUCUCCCUGGGGGAGGGGCGAGAGGAAGUAGGGGAGGGGGAGGGGAGGGGCACAGCCAGGGAGGAGGGCUGGGAGCAUCGCACCUCCCACGCACCCUUCUCCCUGACUCCUGGGGAAUAUCUAGGGUUGCUGGGAAGCAGGGCAGAGCCUGACGGAACAGAGUCACCAGUGUCCUUUGCCUCUUGUAGAAAGAAUACCAACAUCCAGGUCAGGUUCUUUCUCAAGCUACGGG
This is a messenger RNA of Octodon degus (degu), 2268 nucleotides long. It is a transcript of the gene Trim25, whose product is annotated as tripartite motif containing 25. NCBI's taxonomy places the organism in Eukaryota, Metazoa, Chordata, Mammalia, Rodentia, Octodontidae. Gene Ontology annotation, molecular function: protein binding. The transcript is spliced from 9 exons. The coding region runs from base 71 to 1948 and encodes 625 amino acids. The record is from RefSeq and is a predicted model, not a curated record.